GAAAAUACUAUUAAUCAAUUUGACUAUAUCAUAAAUAACAAUGAUAUAAUGAACAAUAAUAAUAGUUUAGAUAAUCUAUAUAUUAAUAAUGGUUCUUCUUUUAAUGAUCUUUCUCCUAAUGAUCAGGAUACAGAAGCUACUAAUAAAGAUAAACAAUCAUCUAUUAAGUUGGAUGACUUAUCUUCUUUUAAUUUUGAAGGCCUACCUGAGGAAACAAUAUCUAAUGAUCCUCAAGUUCAACAAGUUCUCUAUCACUUUAAUUGUUUAGUUAAAGCUAUAAAAAAAGGACAAUCUCAAUCUUCCAAGAAAACUUUUCUUGUCCAAAUUCCUGUCUUUAAAGGAG
Molecule: messenger RNA, 343 nt
Organism: Racocetra persica
Lineage: Eukaryota; Fungi; Glomeromycota; Glomeromycetes; Diversisporales; Gigasporaceae
Source: the annotation of a GenBank genome assembly